Messenger RNA from Apodemus sylvaticus (European woodmouse), 1310 nucleotides. It is a transcript of the gene Nup43, whose product is annotated as nucleoporin 43. Gene Ontology annotation, molecular function: protein binding. The transcript has 8 exons. Lineage: Eukaryota; Metazoa; Chordata; Mammalia; Rodentia; Muridae. The record is from RefSeq and is a predicted model, not a curated record. Gene Ontology annotation, cellular component: nuclear pore outer ring. Bases 67 to 1209 code for a protein of 380 amino acids.
GCAGGAAGGGGCGGGCCUGAAGAGCGCGCAGUGUGCUUUCUGCUGAACCUUCUUGCUGGCUUCAGCAUGGAGGAAAUUUAUGCUAAGUUCGUGUCUCAGAAAAUUAGCAAAACCCGCUGGCGGCCAGUACCUUCCGGGAGCCUGCAGACCACAGAGACCUUUGCCACAGGCUCCUGGGACAAUGAGGAAAAUUGCGUGUCACUGUGGUCUAUUGGAGAUUUUGGAAACUUGGAUUCUGACGGAGGGUUUGAAGGAGACCAUCAAUUACUGUGCGAUAUUCGACAUCAUGGGGAUGUCAUGGAUUUACAGUUUUUUGACCAGGAAAGAAUUGUAGCUGCUUCAUCAACAGGAUGUGUAACAGUUUUUCUUCACCAUCCAAAUAACCAGACUCUGUCCGUCAGUCAGCAGUGGCCUGCAGCUCAUUACCACACAGGCCCCGGCAGUCCUUCCUACAGCAGUGCGCCAUGUACAGGAAUUGUGUGUGACAACCCAGAAAUCGUUACAGUUGGAGAGGAUGGCCGAAUAAAUCUCUUCAGAGUUGAUCACAAGGAGGCUGUCAGAACUAUAGAUAAUGCAGACAGCAGUACACUCCAUGCUGUAACCUUCCUUCGAACUCCUGAGAUUGUUACAGUAAAUUCAAUUGGACAGUUAAAAAUAUGGGAUUUCAGACAACAAGGAAGUGAACCCUGUCAGAUAUUAUCACUGACUGGUGACCGAGUGCCACUCCACUGUGUUGACAGACAUCCAGACCAGCAGCAUGUUGUAGCUACUGGUGGCCAGGAUGGAAUGUUGAGUAUUUGGGAUGUCAGACAAGGUACCAUGCCUGUGUCAUUACUGAAGGCUCAUGAGGCUGAAAUGUGGGAGGUUCACUUCCACCCAUCCAACCCAGAUCAUCUGUUUACUUGUUCUGAAGAUGGGUCCCUCUGGCAUUGGGAUGCCUCCACAAAUGCACCUGAAAAGUCUUCUCUCUUUCACCAAGGAGGAAGAAGUAGCACUUUCCUGUCACAUAGCAUAAGUAACCAGGCCAGUGUUCACCAGUCUCUCAUAAGUUCCUGGCUCAGCACAGACCCUGCCAAAGACCGAAUUGAAAUCACAAGUUUGCUUCCCAGCAGGACUCUGUCUGUAAACAGUUUGGAUGUUUUAGGUCCCUGUCUUGUUUGUGGAACUGAUGCAGAAGCCAUUUAUGUUACCAGGCAACUAUUUUCAUGAAAGUGAAAAAACCUACACUUAUCAAUUUCAACAUCUGUGCAAAUUUUUGUCAUCAGAAAGUGGUAUUUGUAAAGAAAGAAUAAACUGUAAUGUCAGUGCCA